AUGGGAGAUAUAAUUGAACAGCCGGUACGAUCGACAUUUGUGGCUCAUGUGUAUCCAAGUCUGGAUAUUCAACUACAGAAAUUUUGGGAGACUGAGGAAUGUACUCUUCAGGGUAAGAUUGUUAGCCCUGAUGAGGAAAAAGCCGAAAAACAUUACAUGGAUACUGUUCAACGACUGCAUGAUGGAAGAUAUAUGGUGAGGCUACCAUUUAAAAACGAUUCUAUAGAACUUGGGGAAUCUAAACUUGCGGCAAUGAAGAGACUUCAAUCUAUGGAACGGAGGUUUAUGAAAAAUGAAGACCUAAAGGUUGAAUUUCUGAAGUUCAUGGACGAGUAUAAAGAGCUGAACCAUAUGGAAACUACACCAAGUGACAUCAAAGCAGCUUAUUAUAUGCCUCAUCACGCGGUCCUAAAGCCAACAAGCACUACCACCAAGCUACGUGUUGUGUUUGAUGCUUCGUGCAAGAGCUCAAACGAUUUGUCAUUGAAUGAUCAUCUGUUAGUUGGACCUACCAUUCAAAAUGAUUUAUUUACGAUUUUACUGAAAUUUCGGAAAUUUGAAAUUGGAUUUAGUGCAGAUGUCGAGAAAAUGUAUCGACAGGUGUUGAUACACCCCGAGGACAGGCCAUACCAAUGCAUCUUAUGGCGUAAGUCACCAUUGGAGGAACCUGAAACAUACCAGCUUCGAACUAUUACUUAUGGAACUGCCGCAGCACCAUUCUUGGCCACACGCACUUUGAAACAGGUUGCAAUUGAUAACUCUACAACACAUCCAGAUGUUUCAUAUGAAAUUGACAACAAUUUUUACGUUGACGAUUAUAUGUCCUGUGCGCCAGAUAUUGAAACGGCGAACUCAAUGCGUAAAAAUCUCUGUUCCGUAUUGUCAAGUGCAGGUUUUAACCUGCGAAAAUGGGCGUCAAAUUCACAUGAAUUUCAGGAGCCCAUUGGAGUAAAAGACAGAGAUCUAUCAUCAUCUGCAAUUAUAAACGACUCUGGAACAGUGAAAACAUUAGGUUUAUUGUGGAAUACUGAGUCUGACUGUUUCCAAUACAGCAUAUGUUUCCAGGAACAUUCCGAUGUAAUAACCAAAAGACAGGUACUUUCUGACAUUUCUAAGGUCUACGAUCCCAUUGGAUGGCUAUCACCAGUGAUAAUAACGUUGAAAAUAUUCAUGCAAAAACUCUGGCUUAAGGGUGUAAGUUGGGAUCAGGAUUUGCCCAGCCCUCUAAAGAAUGAAUGGCUUAAACUACAGAAUGAUAUGCAGCACAUCAAGGAUUUGAAAAUACCUAGAUGGUUCAACUUUCAGAUGGGAGAUAUUAUAGAACUCCACGGGUUUGCUGAUUCUUCACAACUGGCGUAUGCAGCUUCUAUAUACAUACGUAUAAUUAAACCUAAUGGUACUAUAUCGACUUGUUUGCUGUCAUCGAAAACUAGAGUAACUCCCAUAAAACAGAUAAGCUUACCACGUUUGGAACUUUGCGCUGCGCAUCUUAUGGUAAAGCUUAUGGCCAAGGUAAAGAAUGCAUUUGGAUUCCACGACGUGCCAACCUAUGGUUGGACUGAUUCAACAGUUGUUCUGGCAUGGAUCAGUGAUCAUCCUGUCAGAUGGAAGACUUUUAUUGCGAAUCGUACAUCAUACAUUAUCGACAAAUUACCCGCGACACAAUGGCGACACAUUUCAUCACAGUUUAACCCAGCGGAUUUGGCCACUAGAGGCGUUUCAUCUUCCGAUAUUAUGGAUAAUAGAUUAUGGUGGCAAGGCCCGCCUAUUCUUCAAAAUCCUACGCUCCCUUGUCAAUCAACAUUUGAAAUGGUUAAUGAUACAGAUUUGGAACGGAGAAAGAACAUUUCUACGGCAAUUGUUCACAAUGCCGACGAAUUUAAUAUUACCGAUCGUUAUUCGAAUUUCAAUACCCUACUUAGAAUCACAGCUCUGGUUCUACGUUUUAUUAACAACUGUAAAUUUAAAGGCGACACCUCCAGGAGAAUUCGAGGGUUCAUAACCACGUCAGAACUUAAAGCUGCUCAAUUAUCAUUGGUAAAAUUGUCUCAAGAUAAAUUCUUCUAUAAUGAAAAACGUAUUUUGGCUGCCCAAGGAUCUAUUUCAAGAACAAAUAAACUAGCUGCGCUUACCCCUUUUUGGACCCUCAAGGAUCCCUUAGCUUCUCUUAUCGUAAGACAUUAUCAUCUACAUCACCUUCAUGCCGGCACUAGGCAGUUACAAUACUUGUUGAGUUUAAAAUAUUGGAUACCAGACGUCAUUCAUCUUAUCAAAAGAACGGUUUAUAAAUGUACCACUUGCAUGAGGUUUAGGCAAAUUCCGUAUCAACAACGAAUGGGUGACCUUCCAAGCUAUCGUGUACAACCCUGUCCAACUUUUGAACGUGUGGGAGUUGACUUUGCCGGACCAACAUUAGUAAAAUCCUGGAAAGGUCGCGGUUCCAAAAAUUAUAAAUGUUGGAUUGCCGUAUUUGUUUGCCUAAGUACAAAGGCAAUUCAUCUAGAAGCAGUGACGGAGCUUUCUGCAGCAGCAUUUAUGGCAACCCUUCGACGGUUUGUAUCAAGACGUGGUAAGCCUAGACACAUAUAUACAGACAACGGUACAAAUUUUGUGGGAUGUAACCAGGAACUAAAGGAAUUAUUUGAAUUUCUGAGUGAUAACUUUGAGAAUAUUAAUCAGGAGCUUUCCUUUCAAGAAAUUCAAUGGCAUUUUACUCCGCCCUCGGGUCCAACUUUUGGCGGCAUUUGGGAGGCAGGCGUUAAAUCAGUGAAAUUUCACCUGAAACGAGUAUUGAAGAAUUCAAGUGCAACUUAUGAGGAGCUAUCUACACUUCUAUGUCAAAUAGAAUGUUGUUUAAAUUCACGUCCCUUGUGCCUGAAGUUUGAAGGUGAUGAAGAUCCACUUACUCCAGGACAUUUCUUGAUUCUUCGCCCGAUGGUAUCAAUACCAGAUGAAAAUUUGAUAAAUGUGAACGUUAAUCGCCUUACUAGAUGGCAAUAUAUGCAGCAUCUUGUUCAACAGUUCUGGUCAAAAUGGUCGAAGGAGUAUUUGUGUCAACUACAGAGAAAACCAAAAUGGGUCCAAAUUUCUAAAAAUCUUCAAAUUGGUGACAUGGUGUUAAUAAGAGAGGACAACUUGCCCCCCGCACAAUGGCUGAUGGGUAGAAUACUUUUGACACAUCCUGGCAAUGACGGUUUGCGCUCCAGGUGCAAAAAUGUAAAAAUAAGGAUAACAUUUCUAUGCUGUGCAAAUUCGUCAGGAUCUCAUAAAAUAAAACUUUUAGUAAUAGGAAAAUCGAAAAAUUCUCGCAUUUUUAAAAAUUUUAUCUGUCCCGUAAACUACAGAAAUUCAAAGUCUGCUUGGAUGAUCUUUCACAACUGUUUUGUGACAGAGGUGACAGAUUUUUUAAAGAAGAAAGGAUUACCAGUAAAAGCUUUACUCCUAAUUGAUAAUGCCCCAUCCCAUCCACCAGAAUCCGACCUUAAAUCCGAGGAUGGUUCCAUAGAAUCUAUGUUCAUGCCUCCAAAUGUAACGGCUCUGAUCCAGCCAAUAGAUCAAAAUGCAAUUAGAAUCACCAAACUUCAUUAUAGGAACAGUUGCAUGAAUCGAUUAAAAAAACACACUUAA
Molecule: messenger RNA, 3627 nt
Organism: Lucilia sericata (common green bottle fly)
Lineage: Eukaryota; Metazoa; Arthropoda; Insecta; Diptera; Calliphoridae
Biological process (GO): DNA integration
Molecular function (GO): nucleic acid binding
Source: RefSeq, a predicted model, not a curated record